Molecule: messenger RNA, 1234 nt
Organism: Caenorhabditis sp. 36 PRJEB53466
Lineage: Eukaryota; Metazoa; Nematoda; Chromadorea; Rhabditida; Rhabditidae
Source: the annotation of a GenBank genome assembly
AUGGUCUACCUCAACAAACUGGCGAAAGGAAUCCCGGGAACCGUCGGUACGUACCACAACAAUAACAUCGAAAUCAGUAGUUCUUGUUGUUUUCAGCAGUCAAAAUCGAGUACAUGAACCCAGCCGGGUCGAUCAAAGACCGCAUCGGAUGGGCAAUGAUCGAUGCGGCGGAGAAAGAGGGAAAAGUGAGUGUUGCUGGCUGCUCGUGUGAAAAAACGCGCAUGAAAUAUGUAUGACAAUGAAUGUGCAUCUCGUCAUUUUAGAUUAUUCCCGGAGUAACCACGCUCAUUGAGCCAACUUCCGGCAACACGGGAAUCGCUCUCGCGUUUGUCGCCGCUGCAAAGGGCUAUCGAUGCAUUGUGACGAUGCCGGCGUCGAUGAGUGGAGAGAGAGUAAGUCGUACUCGAUCACAAACCACAAAACCAGACAAUUUUUGCAGCGUACUCUCCUAAAGGCAUACGGAGCCGAUGUCGUGUUGACGGACCCGGCAAAAGGAAUGAAGGGGGCCAUCGAGAGAGCCAACCAGCUCAAGGAGAACCUGCCAGGAUCCUACAUCCUCGCCCAGUUCGACAACCCAAACAACCCGCUUGUCCACUACCAAACCACUGGACCGGAAAUCUGGAGACAGACCAACGGGAAGGUUGACGCGGUGGUGUUUGGAGUUGGAACCGGAGGAACCAUCACUGGUGUCGGAAGAUUCCUGCAGGAGAUGAACCCGGCUAUUCGUGUGUUCGCUGUGGAACCAGAGGAAUCGGCCAUUCUCAGCGGAAACCCGGCCGGUCCGCACAAGAUCCAAGGAAUUGGAGCUGGAUUUGCGCCAGCGGUGCUUGACACCAAAAUCUACGAGGACGUCAUCCGUAUUCACUCCGACGAAGCCAUUGUGAUGGCAAAGAGACUCGCGUUCGAGGAGGGACUUCUCUGUGGUAAGGAAUACAUUCUGCAGAUGUGUCUUUACAAUCGUUCUUCAGGAAUUUCAUCUGGAGCCAACGUCGCCGCCGCUAUCCAGAUCGCUUCUCGCCCGGAAAUGGUUGGAAAGCUGAUCGUCACCGUCUUGCCGAGCUGCGGAGAACGCUACAUGUGAGUACUUUUCCUGGAUCUUCAGUGAUGAACUCUGUUUUUUAGGACGUCUGCUUUGUACACUGACAUUCGCGAGGAGGCAAUGUCCAUGGGAGUCGAGAGUUUGGAAACGAACUUGGAGAAACUGUCGCUCCACUCGUUCGAAGUCAUGGAGUAA